AUGUGUUGCAACUACUAUGUAAACUCCUGUGGGAGCUGUGGAUACGGCUCUGGCUAUGGCUGUGGCUAUGGCUGUGGCUAUGGCUGUGGAUACGGCUCUGGCUAUGGCUCUGGGUACGGCUGUGGCUACGGCUGUGGCUAUGGUUGUGGAUAUGGAAAUGGCUGCAGAUAUGGAAGUGGCUGUGGAUACAGGUCUGGCUGCGGAUAUGGCUGUGGAUAUGGAGGUACCUUUGGAUAUGGCUGUGGUUACGGCUCUGGAUGCUGUGGCUACCGACCACUUUGCUACAGAAGAUGCUAUUCCUCUUGCUGCUAA
This is a messenger RNA of Lemur catta (Ring-tailed lemur), 312 nucleotides long. Its product is annotated as keratin-associated protein 21-2. The record is from RefSeq and is a predicted model, not a curated record. Lineage: Eukaryota; Metazoa; Chordata; Mammalia; Primates; Lemuridae. The transcript has a single exon. The coding region runs from base 1 to 312 and encodes 103 amino acids.